UGAAGGCCCUCCCCCUUUCACGACACGGCUGCGUCCCCUUGCAGACGUUUGACGUCAUGACGUCAUUGGAAGCGUAGGAAAACAUGGCGGCCGCCGACGAGUCGAGACGUUUCUCUCAAUUUUAAGCGUUUAAUAUUUAGUUCUGAGCGAUAAUAUUGACCAUGGAUGAAGUAGAGACAAUUGUGCCAUCUGCGGAGAAAGAAGAGAUGGAGGAGGAGGUCAUGGCGGAACAGCAGGAAAAAGGAGACAAUGAGGAAGAAGAGAUGGAGGAGGAGGUCAUGGCAGAACAGCAGGAAGAAGAAGGAGACAAUGAGGAAGAAGAGGAAUGUGGAGAUGAUGCAGAACAGGAAAGUAGAGGUGAUAAGGAAAAGGAAGUAGAAGCAGUGCCGCAGGCCACAGUUAAAGUUAAAGUUCAGAAAAAAAAUCCAUUCCCUGUUAAAUCCAAAGAGAAGAAGGAUGAAAGCCUAAAUCUCAACAAUGAGGUGGUGAGGAUGAGGAAGGAGGUAAAGAGGGUGAGGGCUUUGGUCAUCAGGAAGAUGACGCGACAGAUUGCCGCCCUGAAGAAGAAGAAGGGGAAAGAGAUGGAAAUUGAGAGGAAUCAAAGGAGAGCUGCCCGACUGCUGGAGGAGAUCCACGCCAUGAAGGCCCUCUCACCAGACCUGGUGACCAAGACAGCCUUACAGAAGAAAAUCAGCUUUGAAGAGGUGUGUAAAAACCCAAAAUCUACUCUAUCCGACCGUGCCACAGCACGCAUCGCCACCCACCCUCAGUUCAGCAAGAAGAUUGAGACCAUCAAAACUGCUGUGAAGGCCUUCAAAGAGGAGCGGAUAAAGGAUGCAAAGCAGGGAUGGAAGGACAAAGUGCAAACUAAAGCUCCACAGGUGACUCCACAGGUGACUCCACAGGUGACUCCACAGGUGACUCCACAGGUGACUCCACAGGUGACUCCACAGGUGACUCCACAGGUGACUCCACAGGUGACUCAACAGGUGACUCCACAGGUGACUCCACAGCCACAAGACAAAAAGGAAGCGAGAAAGAUGGAGAAAGAAGAAAAGGAAGUUACAGUGAAGCAACCGGAAAUCAUAGACGAUGAGGAAGGAGAUGUUAUCCUUAAAGACACUAAAGAUAUAACUGUUGCUGAACCUGAAAAGGAAACGGUCAAAGCAACUCCUUCAGCUGAUACUGCUGAUGGUCAAAGGAAGGAAAUGCCAGAGUCUAAGAAUGUAAGACCAGCAUCAAUUAAAAGCAGUGAAGGAAAGGACAUCGUGGAAAACAAAAGUCAAAGUAAACCUACAGAAAAGAAACCCGAUCCUAAGUCUGCACCUGAAGUGCUUCAGAAAAAGAAGACUGAGGAAGAGAGUGAUUUAGAGUCAUCAGGUGAUGAAGAGAAAGAGUACUUUGAUGACAGCACGGAGGAACGGUUCCAAAAGCAAUCCUCCCAGUCUGAGGAGAGCGACGAUGACGAUGACGGCUUCUUUGUCGGAAAGGUGAGUAAAUACAAGAAGAAGAGGAAGCAGAAAAGUGUAGAAUGGGGGAAGGCCGAUGAGGGCUGCGAAGUGAAAAGUUCCGAUAAGGUGCAGAAUGAACUUGAUGAGCUCGAGUCCAGGCUGAAGUCUAAAGCCACCUCGCAGUCUGUUUUUUGCUCUUCCCUCUCUAAACCUGGUGGGGGCAGAGGGAGAGAUGGGGAUAGAUUUAGGGGCCAAGGGGGGCCAAGGGGUGGCAGUGGUCCAAAUAGAGAUUUCAGUAAACAAUCCAAGUUCCAAAAUCAAGAAAGAGGAGCAGAAAGAAAUUCAGGGUUCAAGUACAGCAAGCCCUUCCCUGAGGGCCGACACCGCGAGGCGUCAGAGAAGGGCUUUGCCUCUGUCGGCAGAGGGAGGGGCAGAGGCCGAGAGGAUUUUACGAGGCAAAAUGAUCGCAGGGGUGGAGCCGGCUUUUCCCAUCAGGCACCACAGCAGGCACUGCAUCCAUCCUGGGAGGCCAGUAAGAAAAAGAAAGAGCAGCAAGGACAAAUCCUGCCCUUCCAGGGGAAGAAGAUCAAGUUUGACGACUGAAACAACACAUUUUUUGGUUUAGUGUCCCCCAUAUAUAGUGAAGUGUAAAGGUUGUCACCCAUUCUGUUGGAUGCUCAACAGCAGUGGUGAUCUCAGUACAGUUCAGUGAUCCUGUGUUGUGCCAAAGUGUAAUAUCAUUUGCAGUUAACAUGAUUAAAAAUAUCAAAUUGAUUUUUUGAUAAUUGAUUUUGACAGUUAUUGGAGUGAUUUAAAAAAAUAAAUGCUUAUUUUUCUCGGAAAUGUAAAUUGUGCAAAUAUACAAAAUGUAUAAUACUGUCAGUGUCAUGUUAGCCUACUGAAAAUGCUAACAUGGUAACAACAUACUACUUUCUAUCUGUUGUAAAUGUCUUAAUUCUACAUAAAGGUUAGAGUUACAUUCCCUAAUAUGAUUUAGUGCACACUUUACAUUUCUGAGGAAAUAAAGCUUAGAUUUUUACAUUAUCCGUCAAAAUCAUUACAUAAGUUUUGAAAACUUUACUUAUUAUCAAUCAGGUUAAGUGAAAGCUUUAUUACAUUUUCAGGUGUUUAUAAAAUAUAAACUUCAUCCCUAUACAAAUUUAGAUUUUUUUUAUAAAACAUCAAGAGAAAUGUGUUAAAAAUAUUUGUAUUCUUAAAUAUGAUUUUAUUCUAAACUGUGAUUGUUCAUAGAAUAUGUUUACUAGGUAACAACAGUUUUGAGGAACAAUACAUUUUGUAAGAGUGCCAGAAGUUAGAAAUGUAUAAAUGGGGACUUUGGAAGUAUUAUUGUUAAAUUUUUAAAAUAUUUAUAAACCUGUAUGCAAUUUGUCCAUAAUGGGAAUUAGGGCCCAGUUUUGGUGUAAUAAAAAUCUGAAAUUAAUGUACGGUGAUACAACUGAUUAUCUUUUGCAGCAAGAUCUUAAACUAAAUAACUUCUCCCUGUUGUUGGUACUUGUCCCCUGUGUAUUUAAUAAAUAUAAAGUGUAUGUUAGUUAGUUUUAAUGUA
This is a messenger RNA of Cottoperca gobio, 3018 nucleotides long. RefSeq names its product serum response factor binding protein 1 (gene srfbp1). The coding region runs from base 162 to 2054 and encodes 630 amino acids. Gene Ontology annotation, cellular component: nucleus; 90S preribosome. The record is from RefSeq and is a predicted model, not a curated record. The transcript is spliced from 3 exons. NCBI's taxonomy places the organism in Eukaryota, Metazoa, Chordata, Actinopteri, Perciformes, Bovichtidae. Gene Ontology annotation, biological process: maturation of SSU-rRNA.